CUCAGCCAUACUGUGGUCUACCACACAGCACUCUCACAUGGAAAAACUCCUGAUUACGUCCGCUACAUUUUAGAGCAACUCUGUGUAACAUUUCAUUGUAUCCCAAACUGCUGUUCCUCACUCCACAGCUUUUUCUUCAGCCCACUGCUCUGCCUGCCAUAAGCUAAAUGUAAGUGGAAUAUUACCGAAGUCUUUACGCAAACACCAGUAAAGAUCAACACUGUUACCAUAUUUAGGACUUCCUCAACCCCGGGAGCCAUUCGUCGAAGAUCUCGUUAGUGUAAUGUCACCAGCUGUCCUGCUCGGUAUCAAGAAAAUGUUUUUUCUCACAAUUCUGCUAUUUUGCUACCUUCAAAUGUCUCAGCAGAUUCAGAAAACUACUGCAAAUGGCAAAGAGAUGCUGUCCAAUCCCAGGCUCGUGUCUGUUCAGAGGACUUUGAAUGUAGUGAUGAACCAGAACGUGAGCCUCUCCUGCCACUCAGACUCUGGAUUUCCACCUGUCAAAUACACAUUGUUUAAACACAAUCAGAAGGUAUCCACUUUAAAUAGGCCAGACUUGACACCCGCUUUGUUUAACUUGACUAUCGACUCUGCCGGUGAUGUGGGUGAAUACAAAUGCAAAGCUGAGAAUAUAAUGUCCAGUGGCGGAAAAUACAGCAACAGUCUCAACUUCACCCUUAUAGAGCCGAUUUCCAAACCUGUGCUGAGUUCACCCACCUCUCAAGCAAAGAAAGGCCAAAAUGUGACCCUGUCUUGCCUCUCGGAGAACGGCUCUCUUCCUAUCACAUACAUCUUCUUCAAAGGAAAACGAAACAUCUCUCCUCCAGUAAGGACGCACAAGAGGGAAGCAGCUGUGAUUUUUCUAUAUAUCAGUUCCUCUAGUGACUUUGGAACCUAUAAAUGCAGAGCUGAAAAUAGCUUUCACAAUAGUACAAAAUACAGCAACAGUUUCAACUUUACAUUAGCAGAAGAAAGAAACUAUUCUCAACCUCUGAUCAUUUCUCUUGGACUGAUCUUGCUACUAUUCGUAAUAGGAUUUGCUCUGGCAAUUCCAUUUUUCAUAAUUCCCUCAUAUAAAGCAAAAAAAAUUAAGUCUACUAGGACCUCAACUGGCCUUACUUCACCAGCGAAUGCAGAAGACUCUGAAAACUAUGUAAUAUACACAGAGAUUGGUAAGUUCAUGUUACUCCCCGUGCAGUCACAAAACUUACUUGUGGGAGUAACUCGGUUGAAGAAUGCUAUUAUACUGUUUGUAGUGAGGAUGGGCAAAUUUCUUCAGGUACUGCAAAGGCAGUGGAAGAGGACACCUACUACCACUCAGUAAGCAAUAAUAGUCCCACUGACCGUGCCUGGUAGAGGCAUUAUUUGAAGUUCCUCAGGAUCCAUAUUUGGCACUACCUGUCAACCACGCAACCAAAACUAUAAUUAGGUAAAUGAACCGAAAUUCUACACAGAAAUCUACUGUAAGCAGAAGUAAAAUGAAGAAUUGCAUUUGGCAACUCAUAGUGAAGACUAAAAUAGCCAUUACAGAGAAAAAGAAAAUUAAAGGCAGUAAGUAGAUCAGAGAUGCAAUUCCCAUUUACCAAGAGACAAAAGUGGGCCAUAUGCAAGUUGUAGCAAAAUAAAACUUACAUAGCUCCUGUGUUGUGUUCAAAAUUGUUCAGUACACAACAGUUCUUUAUUCCAUGUUUCUCAACAAGACUGUCAGUUCAAACCAAAAUUAUGAAAUAAUGCUCGAUGACAAAUCAACUGACCUAUGCUAAAACAUUGUACUAGUUCAGUUGCAGAAAAUACACCAGUAAUGAAGACAUUACAUGAAAGCCACAAUGCCAUUAACUUGUGGUUUUCUACACCUGCCUUAUACAUGAACAUCAAUA
Molecule: messenger RNA, 1877 nt
Organism: Calidris pugnax (ruff)
Lineage: Eukaryota; Metazoa; Chordata; Aves; Charadriiformes; Scolopacidae
Gene: MILR1
Product: mast cell immunoglobulin-like receptor 1
Exons: 6
Coding region: 284-1324 (346 amino acids)
Biological process (GO): cell surface receptor signaling pathway
Molecular function (GO): transmembrane signaling receptor activity
Source: RefSeq, a predicted model, not a curated record